AUGAACGAUUCCACCUCAGAUAAUUCUCAUGAUGAGAUCAAGCCGGCUUUCUACAAGAUCACUUCCGAAGAGAUGCUCAUGAUGAAGCACAAUCUUGAGGCCAUGAAGAGCCGCCUGGGCGCGCACCUCGAUCCUGUCCUACAGGAGUUCGAAGCCCUCAAGGCAUCUAUCGCAGAGGCUGAGCCCGCUUCUGAGAAUCUAAUCACUCCCGAGUCUUCCGACUCCGGCUCUGUUCUCGAUUCUGACAGACCUGCUCCAGAGACAGACCCCUUUCUUCUUCGUUCCGGUAUCCGUGUCGUCGCAUCACACAUGAUCGACCAGCUCGAUGCUCAAAAGAACGAAACUUCCACUCGCAUUGCAGAUUUCAUCGACAGCUGGGAUCCAUAUGACGACGGCAUUCUUUCUGUUGUCAAUGAGGCCAUGAGCGCAGACCCUAACUUCAUCCAGGAGUUUGAGAUCCGUGCCAGAAAGAUCAUAUCUGACUUCUUCAUCCGCAAGAUGAAGGAUGCGCUAGUCAAGGAACUGACUGAAGCAUUCAGCAAGAUAUAA
Molecule: messenger RNA, 549 nt
Organism: Aureobasidium melanogenum CBS 110374
Lineage: Eukaryota; Fungi; Ascomycota; Dothideomycetes; Dothideales; Saccotheciaceae
Exons: 2
Coding region: 1-549 (182 amino acids)
Source: RefSeq, a predicted model, not a curated record